AUGGGUAGUAACAUUCACCGGUUGCUCCCAAGAAGGGAUAAAUUUCUGGGCAAGGAUCUUUCAGGGUGGAUUCUAAAGGAUACCUCAAAUGAGUCAACAUCUGAUUCAGUCUGGAAAUUAUUUUCAGCUGAGCAAUAUGAACCAGACAGCAAUGCCUCACAGACCAAGGUGUUAAAACAGUCUAUUUCUAAGCUUGAACAACGUAUCUCAGCCUGCCGCGUUGCUAAUAUCGGGAAGCCGCAAAUCCGAUAUGCUCUUCAAUCCUAUUACUCUGGGGGCGACGUGGAAAAAGCCUUUGAACUUCUUAUGAUUAUUGAAGACUCCAUUGGGGGCAUUCUUAGGACGUAUCGACCCAGUACGAAACUCCUAGGGGCCGAAAAUAGAAAAGGCGUUACAUGCUAUCUUGAUGCACUUCUUUUUGCGAUGUUUGCGCGCCUCGACUUCUUUGAGGGUGUUCUCUACAACACUUUCGAUGAUGAGCCUCGAAGAAAUUUAGUGAUUUUUUUACGCUUUUGGGUAAACAUGUUACGCUCUGGGAAACUGAUUACUACCGAUAUAACAAAGCAGCUUCAAGGGAUACUGGCAGCAUGCGGCUGGGCUGGCGCAGCUCAAUUAAAACAACAGGAUGUCUCGGAGGCAUUUUCCUUUAUAACAGAGAAGCUAGAGCUACCACUGAUCACGUUGAAGAUGGAUAUUUUUCACACAGGUAAGGAGGAGGCGGGUGAUGAUCAUAAAUUUGUGAAUGAGCGUCUUUUAGAGGUUGCAAUACCCCCAUGCCUUGAUGAUAGGCCAAUCACUCUCGAAGAAUGCUUGGAGGCAUAUUUUAAUAACCGCGUCGAGGUCAAGCGGUUUCUCAACCGCCAAAAUACUUUACGGUCCAUUUCAUCCAUGGAUUCCCUGAGCAAAUGCGGUGCAGAUCACAUUGAAAUAGCGGAACCCGACUCCUGCCCUGCCUCACCCUCUCAUUUUUCCCAAUUCCCUACUCUUUCAGAAGAGAGACCUUUAUCACCGGAGACACCAACUACUCCACGAAAGCAGCCGAGAGCACGUCGUACCGCUAGCAUUUUUCGAGAACGUUUCAUCCCAGAUUCUGUCACUGUCAAUAAUAAGGCCGAAGGACACGGUGCGGGACCAGCCAAUCGAUACAGGAAAGGCAGCAUACGAAAGGAGGUAUUGAUGCCUGCAUGGCAAAUUUUCAGUCUUAUUCCUUGGUAUACCGAUGGCCUCCCUACCAAUGACGCAGAGACCGCUUCACAUUUUUCGACGAAGCGGCCGAUUCUAGGAAUUUGCCUAAAACGAUACUCUGUACUCCCAAAUGGAACGACCGUUCGCCUCGAUACCUACAUAGAUAUUCCUACAGAAAUAGGCCUACCUCAUUUUAUCAAAGACGAUAACUUGGAAGAAGACGCUCCUUUGUACGGAAAUUUCAAACUUUCCUUGCAGGCUGUGAUUUGCCAUCAAGGGAAUUCCGUUGAUUCUGGCCAUUACAUCUCUCUCGUUAGAGGCUCCUCAUUAGUGGAUUCUAAUACCUCCUCGAACGAUAGUUCACUAAGCGACGAUUCGUUUCCAGAUAAUAUCAACAAUUACUGGCUACGCUUCGAUGAUAUUGCCCAAGAGCGUAUUACUGUUGUCGAUAUUGAGAAAGCCCUAAAAGAUGAAUCUCCAUAUCUUUUGUUCUAUCAAAUACUCCCAAUAAACGCUGAUCCGGCGGACCUCGUUCCACCGCCUUACGAAGAGUCCAAUGGCUAUGGCGGCGUGCUCCUGGAAAAAGGGAUAUAUGAAAAUUCAGAGGCCACUUCAGCGACUGAAUUACAAGAACAAGUAUCAGCAAAAUCUUCAGUUGAAUAUAGCAAAAAACUGCUGGAACCGCCAAUUGAGACGGAUAUGAAUGGAACUCCCGAUAAGUCUCGAUCUUCCAGAAACAAAUCCAGGUCACGCAGUAGGCCUGCUUCAUCGGACAAUAAAUUCUUUUCCUAUUUAUCACGUAGGAAGAGCACAGAGCCCCUCUCUAGACGGAGCAUUGAACAUAUGAACAAUGUCGAAAAACGGCAUUCAGCGGAUAUUCCUGUCGAGAAUGAGAGAGUCUCCCGAUCAAUAACUCUAAAAAGGGCAACACGGCCUGAUAGAGAAUGUGUGGUAAUGUGA
Molecule: messenger RNA, 2145 nt
Organism: Ophidiomyces ophidiicola
Lineage: Eukaryota; Fungi; Ascomycota; Eurotiomycetes; Onygenales; Onygenaceae
Exons: 5
Coding region: 1-2145 (714 amino acids)
Biological process (GO): protein deubiquitination
Cellular component (GO): cytosol; nucleus
Molecular function (GO): cysteine-type deubiquitinase activity; cysteine-type endopeptidase activity
Source: RefSeq, a predicted model, not a curated record